Molecule: messenger RNA, 669 nt
Organism: Rhizoctonia solani
Lineage: Eukaryota; Fungi; Basidiomycota; Agaricomycetes; Cantharellales; Ceratobasidiaceae
Exons: 6
Coding region: 1-669 (222 amino acids)
Source: RefSeq, a predicted model, not a curated record
AUGCCUAAACACCUUCACUAUACAGCAAAGUCCAAGGCUAAACCAAUGCAAAGUCCUCCAGAACAUGUAUCCCCUACAAAUUCUGCACCAAUUGGACAUUGCUUGGUGACCCCUGCAACAAGGUCUUUGUCCAACUCAAGUUUCUUGCCUAUGGAGCUAGAGGAGGAACUUGUUACUGGAGAAGGACUAGAUGAGGAUCAUGACUCAUGGCAUGGAUCAAUGAAUGAUACACCCACUAAGGACAUUCACUUAGCCCAGCUUAAAGUGUUACUCAAGCAUACCCCCUUGUUGCCAUUUCAAGGAGACAAUAUCUUGGAAGAACUGAUCACCACUGGUGGAUAUCCAUUAUUUCAACAGGAGCAAACCAAGUCUUUACUGCAGCAAGUACUAGAUCAAGACCUAUGUGCAGAUAAUGUGAUUGAGGGAGCAAGACCAGUCCCUGAGUGCAUACUUCUUCAUGGUGACUUUCAUGAGGUACAAGAUUUGGCUCCCAGCAAGGUGGAUGAGAUUCUUGGUGGCCUUGAGGAGGAGAUAGAAGAAGCACCUCACAAUCCUCAAGACAUAAGGAGAGUCCAUGCCUCUAUUGGGGACUGGGAUGAGCGCACUUGCUAUCUUCAGGCUAUUGAUAGGAUGCAAGUGCAUCCUCUUCUUUGUGGAGAUUUUUAUUGA